Messenger RNA from Phialemonium atrogriseum, 2385 nucleotides. RefSeq names its product actin-domain-containing protein. Gene Ontology annotation, cellular component: cytoplasm. Gene Ontology annotation, molecular function: zinc ion binding; alcohol dehydrogenase (NAD+) activity. The transcript is spliced from 9 exons. NCBI's taxonomy places the organism in Eukaryota, Fungi, Ascomycota, Sordariomycetes, Cephalothecales, Cephalothecaceae. The coding region runs from base 1 to 2385 and encodes 794 amino acids. The record is from RefSeq and is a predicted model, not a curated record.
AUGGCCAACCAAACCCCCGCCGUUGUCAUGGACAACGGCACGGGCUUCUCCAAGUUAGGCUUCGCGGGCAAUGAUUCCCCCUCGUUCGUCUUCCCGACAGCGAUCGCGACAAAAGGCCCAGCUGGAGGCGCCGGUGGUUCUGGGUCGGGGCGACCUGGUGUUGCAAACAAGCCCUCCUUCCUCACUGGUGGCGCCGGCCCGUCAGGCCACCUGUCGUCGAAACGGGGCACCGAGGAUCUGGACUUCUUCAUCGGUGAUGAAGCUCUAGCAGCUGCGGCAGGACCUGGCUAUGGACUACACUAUCCAAUUCGGCACGGUCAAAUAGAGAACUGGGACCACAUGGAGAGAUUUUGGUCGAAUUCCAUCUUCAAGUAUCUACGAGUCGAGCCCGAGGAUCACUUUUUCCUUCUUACUGAACCUCCAUUGAACCCCCCUGAGAACAGAGAGAAUACGGCCGAAAUAUUCUUCGAAUCCUUCAACUGUGCCGGCCUUUACAUUGCAGUACAGGCAGUUCUCGCCCUAGCAGCGUCCUGGACGUCCUCCAAAGUGCAGGACCGAUCCCUCACGGGUACUGUUAUUGACUCUGGUGAUGGUGUCACUCACGUCAUCCCUGUUGCGGAAGGCUAUGUGAUCGGCUCGUCAAUCAAAUCGAUCCCAAUCGCCGGUCGCGACAUCACCUAUUUUGUCCAGUCCCUACUCCGAGACCGCGGCGAGCCCGAUUCGUCCCUCAAGACUGCUCAGGAAAUCAAGGAGGAAUACUGCUAUGUCUGUCCAGACAUCGUCAAAGAGUUCUCCCGUUUCGACCGGGAUCCCUCGCGCUUUGCCAAGCACACAGUUGCUCAGCCCGGCGGUCGCCGGGUUACUGUCGAUGUGGGAUACGAGCGAUUCCUUGCCCCGGAGAUCUUCUUCAACCCGGAAAUCUACUCGUCCGACUUCCUCACGCCAUUGCCCGUUGUUGUGGACGGGGUGAUUCAGUCAUCGCCCAUCGAUGUUCGCCGAGGGCUCUACAAGAACAUUGUCCUCUCGGGCGGAAGCACGCUGUAUAAGGACUUCGGCCGGAGGUUGCAGCGGGAUAUCAAACAGCUGGUGGACGCAAGGAUUCGGGCCAGUGAGCUCCGCAGCGGUGGUGCGAGGAGCGGCGGUCUCGAUGUCUCGGUCAUAACCCACAAGAGGCAACGACACGGACCCUGGUUCGGAGGCAGUUUGUUGGGCCAGACACCCGAGUUCCGGUCUUACUGCCAUACAAAGGCCGAGUACCAAGAGUACGGACCGGGGAUCGUGCGGCGAUUUGCACUGCUGGGCGGUCCUGCACAGAAAAUGGCCGGCCCUGAUAUCCCAUCUGAGCAAUGGGCGCAGGUCGUCGAGAAGUCCGGAUGUAAGUCACCCCCGAUCGAUAUCCCGACUCCCGAGAAGAACCCGGGCGCCGAUGAGGUGCUCGUCAACGUCAAGUACUCGGGCGUGUGCCACACGGACCUCCACGCCAUGAACGGCGACUGGCCGCUGGACACCAAGCUCCCGCUGGUGGGCGGGCACGAGGGCGCGGGCGUGGUGGUGGCAUGCGGCGAGCUGGUCAAGGACGUGUCGGUGGGCGACCACGUGGGGAUCAAGUGGCUGAACGGCAGCUGCCUGGCGUGCGACUUCUGCCAGCAGGCCGACGAACCGCUGUGCCCGCACGCCCUGCUGUCGGGCUACACCGUCGACGGCACCUUCCAGCAGUACGCCAUCGCCAAGGCCGCCCACGUCGCCCGCCUGCCCAAGUCGUGCCCGCUCGACGAGGUCGCGCCCGUGCUCUGCGCCGGCAUCACCGUCUACAAGGGCCUCAAGGAGUCCGGGGCGAGGCCGGGCCAGUUCGUCGCCAUCGUGGGCGCGGGAGGCGGGCUCGGCAGCAUGGCGCUGCAGUACGCCGCCGCCAUGGGCCUGCGGACGAUCGCCAUCGACGGCGGCGAGGAGAAGCGGGAGUCGACAAAGGCGCUCGGGGCUGGUGCGUACGUCGACUUCCAGAACACAAAGGACAUCGUGGCCGAGGUCAAGGCGGCGACGCCCGACGGCCUGGGCCCGCACGCCGUCAUCCUGCUCGCCGUGCAGGAGAAGCCGUUCCACCAGGCCACCGAGUACGUGCGCAGCCGCGGCACCAUUGUGUGCAUCGGCCUGCCCGCCCACGCGUACCUGCGCGCCCCCGUCUUCGACACCGUCAUCCGCAUGAUCACCAUCAAGGGCAGCUACGUCGGCAACCGCAGGGACACGGCCGAGGCCCUCGACUUCUACAACCGCGGCCUCAUCCGCGUCCCCAGCAAGACCGUCGGCCUCAGCGAGCUCCAGCAGGUUUACAAGAUGAUGGAGGAGGGGAAGAUUGUCGGCCGCUACGUCGUCGAUACUAGCCGCUAG